AUGGCAGCCACGGAAAGAGAGUUGACCUCUCCACAAAUUGCCUUCGCAGGCAAUAAGUACAAGUGGAUCGACGCAUAUAUUGAGACACUGGAUCCAGAGACCCAAUACAACGAAAUCGUCCGGACAGUCACCCUAUUCCGCGCGACCGAGCUCCUAACAAACAUCGACUACGUCACAAACUCGAUCUUGGUCAUCCAAGAACCCAAAGGCGGAGAGGCGAUGUUCUGCACGGGGAAAACUACAACCCAUAAGCAAAAGCGGUUCGUAGAUACCAUGGCCAUGUUUCGAAUGUGGUUUCUCAACGGUACUGGGAGUGAAAAAUUGAACGAGUCCGUCGGUCGGCUUAAUAAUCUUCACAUGUCGAUUGCCAAGAACGUUCCGGGCAACUUCGAUGGUGAUGAUGACUUCAUUAUUGCGACCUGCCGCAUGGGUAUAUCAAACCAUCUGUUUCAGAAGCGACUUGGCUUUCCGGGGUUCGAUGAUCAGAUGAAGACUGCUUGGUACAACUUCUGUGCAGGUGUGAUCCGGAUGGUAGAGAAGGAGAGUGGACCGGUCAAAGGUUUCCCGACAAGCUUCAAUGGAAUGGUCGAGUUCAAUGACAACUUCAAUAACCAGAACUGGACGCCAUCGAUGCACAGCCAGCAUGUCGCCCACAUGCUAGUUGAGCAGUUCGUGGAACGCUGGUCACCGAUACAUGCCACCGACUUCAUCUUCCGGCAGAUCAUCCUCACGUUUCUCCCUGAGUCCAUAAUCAAGCUUCAUAAACUCGGACAGCGUCGACCUUGGCUUGAGAUGUUCAUCGUCUUCUACUUCCAGGUCAAGUUGCUGAUGAUCUUUUUGCUCCCUGAUCCGAGGGAGCCGACGUUCGCCGCGAGGUGGCCGAACAGAGGAAAAUGA
Molecule: messenger RNA, 897 nt
Organism: Scedosporium apiospermum
Lineage: Eukaryota; Fungi; Ascomycota; Sordariomycetes; Microascales; Microascaceae
Exons: 2
Coding region: 1-897 (298 amino acids)
Source: RefSeq, a predicted model, not a curated record